Vespula pensylvanica (western yellowjacket) is the source of this 2667-nucleotide messenger RNA. It is a transcript of the gene 5-HT1, whose product is annotated as 5-hydroxytryptamine receptor 2B-like. The record is from RefSeq and is a predicted model, not a curated record. Gene Ontology annotation, molecular function: G protein-coupled receptor activity. The transcript is spliced from 9 exons. Gene Ontology annotation, biological process: adenylate cyclase-activating adrenergic receptor signaling pathway. The coding region runs from base 1104 to 2324 and encodes 406 amino acids. NCBI's taxonomy places the organism in Eukaryota, Metazoa, Arthropoda, Insecta, Hymenoptera, Vespidae. Gene Ontology annotation, cellular component: membrane.
UUUGUUUGUUUCUAUUUUCCUUUCUUCUUUUUUUUUUUUUUUUAUUUAAUUCUUUUUCCUUUUAUUUUUGUCACAGUAUACGGUGUUUUUGUCGUUGUAUUUUUGUUCGUCGUAGAGACGACGAAGGCUAUUGGUUUAACUGUUUUCCCAUAAAAUUUUAAUAACUUCGUUUCUUAUCGAGUUAUAAAUUAGAAAAUAAUUUUGUUAUAAAAGGGGGAAAAGUGUGUGAGAAUAUAAUCCAGUGUCUUUGAACUUUCCGUAAACUCUGACAAGUUGGUGGAUCGCGUUUCAUCGCGGUUCACCUCUGUCUCUCUGCUUUUUCUUUUAACCACGCUCUCUCUUUCUCUUUUUCUUUAUUCAUACAUUGAAUCCCAAUCAUCUGUCCUUUCUUCUUCUUAUCGCGCAACGAAAAAAAUUUUUGUUUUUCUCGUAUCGAACGACCGGCAACUCCGUUGCUUUCCAGUGCAUAACUUGUUGCUCAUAUGUAAGCAGUGAUCCGAAACGUUUUGUCGAUUUCAACCCGCAGAGUGUGAAGAAAGAAAGGGGAAAAAACGAAGAAAAGGAAAAAGACGAAGAAGAAAGGGAGGAGGAAGAGUAGAAGAAGGAAGAAGUGAAAGGAGCCAGAGGAAAAGGGAAAAAGCUGUUUCUUCUGAUUUGAAAUUACAAAGAAAAUGUGCACUUGGGGUUGUUGCCAAUGACGAAUCUCUUCUUUUCUUCUUCUUCGAAACUUUAAGAGGACGCAUUGAAUUGAGGAGAGAAAACCCUGUUCGAAAGGAAACCAAAAGGAUUUUCUCACAUUGGCUGUUCGUCUAUCUUGUUACCCGCAGCUUAAAGUGCGGUAUAAAAGGAUUCCUUGGAUUAUGAAAAACGUGUAAAAGAAAAAUGGAAGCUACGAUUUCUAUGCCUUUGAACGACUCGAUGAAUUUCGAUAACGAAUCAAUGACAAUAGCUUGUUGAAACGACUGAAAUUAAAUAUUCGAAUAAGGGCUAUAGACUAAGAUCGGAUCGAUUACCGAUAAGCCGAUCAUGACACGUAUCGCGAAAAGAUGAUGACCAGCGGUCAUUGAAGACCGCUAGAAAACCGGUUCUGCAGUCAUCUCAGAAUGGAGGAAAACAUCAGUAUCGCAACGAAUGCGACGGUGAAAAAUUUCGAUUUUACCGAUCCAUGGGUCAUACUGAGAGCUGUCGCAUUGGCUCUUUUGAUCCUCAUCACUAUUAUAGGGAAUUUGUUCGUAAUAGCGGUGAUCCAAAUGCAAAGGAGCCUACGAUCCGUAGCAAAUUAUUUAAUCGUGAGUUUGGCCGUCGCCGACCUUAUGGUUGCCUGCCUCGCCAUGCCACUCGGGGCUGUUUACGAGAUAAACUCGAGAUGGUCUCUUGGGCCGGAACUCUGCGACAUAUGGACGAGCAGCGACGUCCUUUGCUGCACGGCAUCGAUAUUGCAUCUGGUGGCUAUCGCGGUCGACAGAUAUUGGGCCGUCACCGAUCUCAAUUAUACACAGGGAAGGAGUCCAAAGAAAAUCGGUUUCCUGAUUGCCAUGGUUUGGAUUGUUUCUUUGGGAAUUUCAAUGGCACCUCAUUUUGGUUGGAAAGAUCCAGAUUACUUGGAACGUAUAGCAGAGGGUGAAUGUCUCGUCUCCCAAGAUCCAGCGUACCAGAUUAUCGCAACAUGCGCAACAUUUUAUCUACCCUGUCUGCUUAUUCUCUUUCUUUACUGGAAGAUAUUUCAAGCAGCUCGGAAACGUAUCAGAAAGAGACCAGGUACGAUCGUUCAACCCUGUCGCGAAAGAAGAGGCAUCCUACGGCUCGUAACGAGAAGGCAAAGAGAGGAAUCAACAGCGUUCACUAUAACACGUUCAACGCCGGAUCACUCGUCGAUUUCACCGGAAAAGUCGUCGUCGUAUAACGACGGAAACGUAGUGCAAUCAACGGUCCAAACUCCAACGACGAUAACGACACCGGCGACAACAACGACGACAACGUCAACGAGUAGGCCAAGUUCGUCGUCAACAUCGACGACGAUACGUCAAGCGACAUCGACGAAGAGAAAUCGUGAAACGAUAGAAUCUAAACGCGAAAAGAAAGCAGCCAAGACAUUGGCAAUCAUCACCGGUGCCUUCGUCGCCUGUUGGCUACCCUUCUUCGUUCUCACGCUUCUACGUGUCAUCUGCGAUAGGUGCCAAAUACCCGACAUAGUAUACAAAGUUUUUCUCUGGCUUGGCUAUUUCAACAGUACUCUCAACCCUGUCAUCUACACCAUCUUCUCACCCGAAUUCAGGCAAGGUUUCAAAAGAAUGCUCUGUGGUAGCUCGAGAAUGGCUCGCUGACAUUGGAUUUAAUUUCCUUUCCCUUAAUACCAUUACCAAUAACUAAAACCAUUACGACCACUACCGCCACCAUCCAUGACAACAUCACAACACCAUUGGUACUACUACCCUCUGAAAGGAGGAAGCUUUAAUAUCUUCUUUCUCUUUCUUUUCUUUCUCUCUCUCUCUCUCUCUCUCUCACACACAUACACACAUAUGCAUGAGAAGAAAUAAUAGCAAAUAAGGAACUUAUCUCUCUUUUAGUUUCUUCAAUUUUUUCAUUCCUUUCAAUGCAUCACCAUAAUCAGAGUUUCUUGAUCACAAACGAUAUACAAUUUUCUUUAUUAAUUUAUCCAUGUGAAAA